AUGGUUCCCAGCUGGCCAUCGACAGGCUGUUGGAGACACCUGCCCGUCGUUCUCGCUGCCCUCACCCUCCCAUGGACCGCGACAUUAGCUGCCGCCGAGAAAUCGGCUGGCGACUACUUUGUCCACUCGCUUCCCGGCGCACCCGAGGGACCUCUGGUGAAGAUGCAUGCUGGGCACAUCGAAGUUACCCCCGAAACCAAUGGCAACUUAUUCUUCUGGCAUUUUCAGAAUAAGCACAUUGCGAACAAGCAGCGGACCGUCAUCUGGCUGAACGGCGGGCCGGGAUGCAGCUCCGAGGAUGGCGCAUUGAUGGAGAUUGGCCCCUACCGAUUGAAGGACGACAAAACGCUGAUGUAUAACGAUGGCGCUUGGAACGAGUUUGCGAACGUGCUGUUCGUCGACAAUCCGGUCGGCACCGGCUUCAGCUAUGUCGACACCAACGCCUACGUGCGCGAACUUGACGAGAUGGCCGAACAGUUCGUCAUCUUCAUGGAGAAGUGGUAUAAGCUGUUCCCAGAGUAUGAACACGACGAUCUUUACUUCGCCGGAGAGUCGUACGCUGGCCAGUAUAUCCCCUACAUUGCAAAACAUGUCCUCGCCCGGAACAAGGAGGCGGGUACAAAACAGUGGAAUUUGAAGGGCUUGCUUAUCGGCAACGGGUGGAUCUCGCCGCCCGAGCAGUACGAGGCCUACCUCCAGUUCGCCUUUGAGAAGGGCCUAGUAAAAAAAGGGAGCGACAUUGCCAGCAAACUCGAGGUCCAGCUCCGCAUUUGCCAAAAAGACCUUGCCGUCGGCGAGAGCGCCGUCGACCAUCCGGAGUGCGAGAAGAUCCUCCAAGAAAUUCUGAAACUCACAGCCACGCGCGGCAAGGACAACAAACUCGAGUGUUACAACAUGUAUGAUGUGCGCCUAAAGGACGUCUAUCCAUCCUGCGGCAUGAACUGGCCAUCCGACCUGGCUAACGUUCAGCCGUACCUCCGUCGUAAAGACGUCGUCCAAGCCCUCCACGUCAAUCCCAACAAGGUCACCGGCUGGGUUGAAUGCGACGGUCGGGUUGGCCAGAACUUCAACCCUGUUAAGUCCAAACCCUCCAUCGACCUCCUCCCGGAUAUUCUCUCCGAGGUGCCAGUCAUGCUCUUCUCGGGCGCCGAAGACCUUAUUUGCAACCACCUGGGCACCGAAGCUUUGAUUAGCCGCAUGGCCUGGAACGGCGGUCGCGGCUUUGAACUCUCCCCGGGCACCUGGGCGCCCCGCCGCGACUGGACCUUCGAGGGCGAAGACGCCGGCUUUUGGCAGGAGGCCCGUAACCUGACCUACGUCGUCUUCUACAACGCCUCCCACAUGGUACCCUACGAUCACCCGCGCCGCACUCGCGACAUGCUCGACCGCUUCAUGGGCGUUGACAUCAGCUCCAUCGGCGGCGACCCCACCGACUCCCGCCUCGAUGGCGAGAAGGGACCCGAGACCACCGUCGGUGGCACCGCCGGCAACGGCAACGCCGACCAGGAGGCCGAGAAGGCCAAGUUGAGCGCCGCUAAGUGGGAGGCUUACCGCCGGUCGGGCGAGAUCGUGCUGGUCAUCGUCGCCGUCGCUGCCGCUGCCUGGGGCUACUUUGUUUGGCGCGAGCGCCGCAAGAGGCGUGGGUACCAGGGCCUGGCGAGCGCCGAGAACGGGGCUGCUGGCGGGGUGAUGGGCGGGAACUCGGGGUUCCGGAACACCCAUGGCGGGAGGCCUCGGUCGGAUGUCGAGGCGGGCGACUUUGACGAGACGCAGCUGGAUUCGCUGCAUGUGCGCUCGCCUGUCGAGGGGCAGGAGGAUGCGCGGUACAGCCUUGGGGCUGUGAGCGAUGACGAUGAUGAGGAAGAGGAGGGGAGUGCAGCUGGCGCGAAAGGGAAAGAAAAGGAGACCGGGAAGGCGGCUGAGAGUUCAUGA
Messenger RNA from Chaetomium globosum CBS 148.51, 1932 nucleotides. RefSeq lists its product as uncharacterized. Bases 1 to 1932 code for a protein of 643 amino acids. The transcript has 3 exons. The record is from RefSeq and is a predicted model, not a curated record. NCBI's taxonomy places the organism in Eukaryota, Fungi, Ascomycota, Sordariomycetes, Sordariales, Chaetomiaceae. Gene Ontology annotation, biological process: apoptotic process; proteolysis. Gene Ontology annotation, molecular function: serine-type carboxypeptidase activity. Gene Ontology annotation, cellular component: trans-Golgi network.